UGACCACACCCUUUGUCGCAUUUUAAAGUGGGUAUAUAUACCAGAACGAUACCGAAAUCAUUCAGUUAAUCUUACAUUAGCACACUUAAACAUGGCUUUUAAGUUCGUAGUUCUCGCCGCUUUCGUUGCUGUUGCACAAGCUGGACACAUCGCCCAGCCUGUUGUAGCUUAUGCAUCUGCCCCCGUAGCUUAUGCUGCCCCCGUAGCUUAUGCUGCCCCCGUAGCUAAAGCUGUUGUUGCUGAGCCCUCAGCACCAGCUCAUUACGAUUACGGAUACACCGUCAGCGACCCCCACACUGGUGACCAUAAAUCUCAACACGAAUCUCGUCGUGGUGACGUAGUAGAAGGCAGCUACUCUUUGGUGGACUCUGAUGGAACAAAGAGGACCGUCGACUACACCGCUGAUCCCCACAAUGGUUUCAACGCCGUCGUCCGCAAAGAAGGAGUUCCAGUUGUUGCCAAGGUUGCUGCCCCAGUCGCCUAUGCUGCCCCAGCCCCAGUAGUCACUAAAGUAGCUGCUCCAAUCAGCUACGCUUCUGCCCCAGUUGCCUACGCCUCCAGUCCAUUGGUAUCCAACUACGCCGCUCCAUCUUACAGCUAUGCUUCCCCAGCUGCUGUUACCUACUCUGCCCCCGCUCCAGUUGUAGCCAAAUACGCAGCUGCCCCAGCCUACACCUACGCUGCACCAUCCCCAGUUGUAACCAAAUACGUGUCGGCCCCAGCGUCUAUUUCUUAUGCUGCCCCAGCUCAAGUGGUGGCUAAAUACGCUUCCGCCCCAGCCUACGCUUACGCUGCCCCCGCUCCAGUCGUCGCUAAAUACGCUGCUGCCCCAGCUUACGCUUACGCUGCUCCUUCUUACUACCACUAGGAAGUUUGACUUGAAACAAUCAUGUAAAUAGAUGCACAUUAAUUUAUUGAGGGCAAAGUCGUGAAAAAUUAAACGAACGAAAAAGACAUA
This is a messenger RNA of Dendroctonus ponderosae (mountain pine beetle), 958 nucleotides long. Its product is annotated as cuticle protein. The transcript is spliced from 3 exons. Gene Ontology annotation, cellular component: extracellular matrix. NCBI's taxonomy places the organism in Eukaryota, Metazoa, Arthropoda, Insecta, Coleoptera, Curculionidae. Bases 92 to 868 code for a protein of 258 amino acids. The record is from RefSeq and is a predicted model, not a curated record.